UCUAAUAAGUUGUUAGAAGCACUCCUCCGUCAAGGGCAAAGGGCAAUGCGCAGAGUACAGCUACCCAACUGGGACGAUACAGGAGAUAUCCCAGUGGAGACACUCGCACGAUUCGAGAAGGACGUGAAGCGGACCGAAACCGGGUUCUUGGCGAUAGCAACAGAGGUGGAGAAUGACGGAGAGAAAGCCUCGGAAACUCCAGAAAAAAUCAAGGAAUUACUGAAGGAGUUCCAAGACAUUCUUCCUGACGAUCUUCCGAACGAGCUACCGCCAUACCGAACGCAUCAACACGAGAUCGUGGAGGAACCGGGUUCGAAGCCGACCUUCCGAGCACCAUACCGGCUCAGCCCUACGGAGCUGACUGACAUGAAAAAACAAAUCGAGUAUCUCCUAGCCAAAGGACUCAUCCGACCAUCCACUUCGCCGUACGGUGCCCCAGUACUCUUCACACCGAAACCAGACGGAAGCCUGCGCAUGUGCAUCGAUUACCGAGCUCUUAACAAGCAGACCAUCAAGAAUAAAUAUCCGAUACCACGAAUCGAUGACCUGCUUGACCAGCUUCGGGGAGCUACGGUAUUUUCCAAACUGGAUCUGCGGUCCGGAUACUGGCAGAUACGGAUGGCGGACAACUCUAUCUACAAAACUGCUUUCCGAACUCGGUACGGAUCGUACGAGUAUUUGGUCAUGCCGUUCGGACUCACCAAUGCACCAGCGACGUUCCAAGCAGAAAUGAACCACAUCCUACGCCCACUCUUGGAUGAAUGCGUGGUGGUGUACCUGGACGACAUCCUCAUCUACUCGCGCGACAUGAAGCAGCACGUCGAACACCUGCGACGCGUUUUCGAAAUUCUUCGACAAGAACGUUUCUACGUCAAACUGUCCAAGAGCGAAUUCGCCCUGGAGAAGGUCCAAUUUCUAGGACACAUGGUGAGCGCUCAAGGAGUUCACGUCGACCCCAAGAAAAUCGAUGCCGUACGUACGUGGAAGACACCCGAGGAGUUGCAGCAGUUCCUAGGCUUCGCCAAUUACUACAACAGGUUCGUGCCACAGUAUGCGAAACUCGCGGCACCACUCACGAAUCUGCUGAAGAAGAACACGCCCUACAAAUGGGAGACGAAGCACCAGGAAGCCGUGGAGCAGCUGAAACAAGCACUGACAUCCGCACCGGUGCUCAUCUUGCCAGAUCCCGAACGUGACUACGUCAUUGAAGCAGACGCCAGUGAUCAGGCCGUGGGAGCAGUCUUGAUGCAAGACCAGGGGAAUGGACUGCAACCAAUUGCCUACCUCAGCAAGAAACUGCACGGGGCAGAACUCAACUACCUGAUACACGACAAAGAGGCUCUUGCUAUUUUCAUCGCCUUCAAAGCAUGGAGAUGUUAUCUCGAAGGACGUCAAACAACAGUCUACACCGACCACUGCAGUCUGAAAUAUCUGAAGACACAACCAACCCUUUCCAGGCGGCAGGUCCGGUGGAUUCACUUCCUCGAGACACACUUCCACUACGACAUCGUGUACAAGCCCGGCCACAAAAACAAAGCAGACGCCCUCAGCCGGCCUGCACACGUUGCCGCUGUUCAGGCCGAAGGGAUGAAUCCACUACUCAAGGGACUCUUCACACACGGGUAUACCAUCGACCCCGAAAUUCCCUUGGCAGAAAAAAGACAUCUACUACAGUGGGGCAACGACAUUGCGUACCGGAAAGGAUCAACGAAAAUCUGGGUACCCAAUUACCCUCCUUUGCGCCAGUUACUACUCGAAGAAUACCACGACGUUCUAUACGCCGGACACUUCGGUAGCAACAAGACGCUGACUGAUAUCGCAAAACACUACUACUGGCCUCACUUGGCAGAUGAUGUUCAGAAAUUCGUCACCUCGUGUGAUACGUGUCAACGGAUGAAGAGCAGUAAGCAGAAGAAAGCAGGACUGCUACAGCCUCUUCCUGUCCCAGAACAGCCAUGGCAAAUGGUCAGCCUCGACUUCAUCACUGGGUUACCACCUACCACUAGCGGUCAUGACGCAAUUCUUGUCGUCAUCGACAAAUUCUCUAAGAUGGGACACUUCAUCCCGACACACACGACGGCACGCACCGAGGAGACAGCACAACUCUUCGUUCGCUACAUCAUCUCACAGCAUGGCAUUCCAACUACACUCAUUUCCGACCGAGACCCCAAGUUCACCAGCAAGUUCUGGAAGGAACUUAUGUCUCUUCUCGGGACCAAACUCGCCAUGUCAGCUGCAUACCAUCCGCAGACAGACGGACAGACCGAGCGCCUCAACCAAAUUGUUGAGCAACUCCUCCGAGCAGCCUGCAAGGACGACAUCUCCAAAUGGGACUUGCACCUGCCCGUACUAGAGUUUGCUUACAACAAUGCUACGCAUGCCGCUACUGGACAGACGCCGUUCUUCCUCUGCUACGGACGCCACCCACUCACACCACAGAAACCGAGAGCAUCAGCUACAGUCCAACCAGCACAUGAUUUCAUCACAACCAUGCAUCAGCUUUGGGAUCGGACCCAUAAGCGCCUCCUUGACAUUCAACAGCAACAGAAGCGCCAGGCCGAUCGCCAUCGCAACGACCACACCAUUUCCGUGGGAGACCAGGUGCUCCUCGACACCCGCAACCUGGACAUCAGCCAUCUCCCAUCUAAACUUCGACCUCGCUUCUGCGGACCUUUCCUCGUUGAAGCACAAGUUACCCCUGUUACCUUCCGCUUACGCCUGCCAGCUACCUGGAAGAUUCACAACGCCUUCCAUGUGCAACUUCUGAAGCCCUAUCGGGAUCCUAACACGAUCUUCGUGGGACGCCAGCCGCCGCCGCCGCCGCCCGUCCUCGUCCAGAACGAACCCGAGUACGAGGUCGAGUCCGUGCUUGCACAUCGUCGACGUCGGAAUGGCACCGUGGAGCUUCUUAUUCGUUGGAAGGGCUAUGAUCCUUCUGAGGACAGCUGGGUCUCUGAAACCGACAUGGGUAACGCCCGUCGUCCUCUGCAUGACUACCUUGUCAAGCAGGUGGAGACACUCGCACGAUUCGAGAAGGACGUAAAGCAAACCGACACUGGGUUCCUGGCGAUAGCAACAGAGGUGGAGAAUGACGGAGAGAAAGCCUCGGAAACUCCAGAAAAGAUCAAGGAAUUAUUGAAGGAGUUCCAAGAUAUCCUUCCGGACGAUCUUCCGAAUGAGCUACCGCCAUACCGAACGCAUCAACACGAGAUCGUGGAGGAACCGGGUUCGAAGCCGACCUUCCGAGCACCAUAUCGGCUCAGCCCUACGGAGCUGACUGACAUGAAAAAACAAAUCGAGUAUCUCCUAGCCAAAGGACUCAUCCGACCAUCCACUUCGCCAUACGGUGCCCCAGUACUCUUCACACCGAAACCGGACGGAAGCCUGCGCAUGUGCAUCGACUACCGAGCUCUUAACAAGCAGACCAUCAAGAAUAAAUAUCCGAUACCACGAAUCGAUGACCUGCUUGACCAGCUUCGGGGAGCUACGGUAUUUUCCAAACUGGAUCUGCGGUCCGGAUACUGGCAAAUACGCAUGGCGGACAACUCUAUCCACAAAACUGCUUUCCGAACUCGGUACGGAUCGUACCAGUAUUUGGUAAUGCCAUUCGGACUCACCAACGCACCGGCAACGUUCCAAGCCGAAAUGAACCACAUUCUACGACCACUUUUGGACGAGUGCGUGGUGGUGUACCUGGACGACAUACUCAUCUACUCGCGCGACAUGAAGCAGCACGUCGAACACCUGCGACGCGUCUUCAAAAUUCUUCGACGAGAACGAUUCUACGUCAAACUGUCCAAGAGCGAAUUCGCCCUUGAAAAGGUCCAGUUCCUAGGACACAUGGUGAGCGCUCAAGGAGUUCACGUCGACCCCAAGAAAAUCGAGGCCGUACGCACGUGGAAGACACCCGAGAAGUCCGUGCCACAGUAUGCGAAAAUCGCAGCACCACUCACGAAUCUGCUGAAGAAGAACACGCCCUACAAAUGGGAGCCGAAGCACCAGGAAGCCGUGGAGCAGCUGAAGCAAGCACUUACGUCCGCACCGGUACUCAUUUUGCCAGAUCCCGAACGCGACUACGUCAUCGAAGCUGACGCCAGUGACCAAGCAGUGGGAGCAGUCUUGAUGCAAGAUCAAGGGAAUGGACUCCAACCAAUCGCUUACCUAAGUAAGAAACUACACGGGGCAGAACUAAACUACCCGAUACACGACAAAGAGGCCCUGGCUAUCAUCAUCGCCUUCAAAGCGUGGAGAUGCUAUCUCGAAGGACGAAGAACAACCGUCUACACUGACCACUGCAGCCUGAAAUACUUGAAGACACAACCCAAACUUUCCAGGCGGCAGGUCCGGUGGAUCGACUUCCUCGAGACACACUUCCACUACGACAUCGUGUACAAGCCAGGUCACAAGAACAAAGCAGACGCUCUCAGCCGGCCUGCACACGUUGCCGCUAUUCAGCGACAUCUGCUACAGUGGGACAGUGACAUCGCGUACCGGAAAGGAUCAACGAAAAUCUGGGUACCCAAUUACCCUCCUUUGCGCCAGUUACUACUCGAAGAAUACCACGACGUCCUCUACGCCGGACACUUUGGUAGCAACAAGACGCUGACCGGUAUCGCAAAGCACUACUACUGGCCCCACUUAGCAGAAGAUGUCCAGAAAUUCGUCACCUCGUGUGAUACAUGUCAGCGGAUGAAGAGCAGCAAGCAGAAGAAGGCAGGACUACUGCAGCCUCUUCCUGUCCCAGAACAACCAUGGCAAGUGGUUAGCCUAGACUUCAUCACCGGGUUACCACCUACCUCCAGCAGUCAUGACGCCAUCCUUGUCGUCAUUGACAAGUUCUCCAAAAUGGGACACUUCAUCCCGACACACACGACAGCACGCACCGAAGAAACAGCACAACUCUUCGUUCGAUACAUCAUCUCACAGCAUGGCAUUCCAACCACACUCAUCUCCGACCGAGACCCUAAGUUUACCAGCAAGUUCUGGAAGGAACUUAUGUCUCUCCUCGGGACCAAACUCGCCAUGUCAUCCGCUUACCAUCCGCAAACAGACGGACAGACCGAGCGCCUCAACCAAAUUGUUGAGCAACUCCUCCGAGCAGCCUGCAAGGACGAGAUCUCCAAAUGGGACUUGCACCUGCCCGUACUAGAGUUUGCUUACAACAAUGCUACACAUGCCGCUACUGGACAGACGCCGUUCUUCCUCUGCUACGGACGCCACCCACUCACACCACAAAAACCGACAGCAUCAGCUACAGUCCAACCCGCACAUGAUUUCAUCACAACCAUGCAUCAGCUUUGGGAUCGGACCCACAAGCGCCUACUCGACAUUCAACAGCAACAGAAGCGCCAAGCCGAUCGCCAUCGCAACGAUCACACCAUCACGGUAGGGGACCAGGUGCUUCUUGACACCCGCAACCUGGACAUCAGCCAUCUCCCAUCUAAACUUCGACCUCGCUUCUGCGGGCCUUUUCUCGUUGAAGCACAGGUCACUCCUGUUACCUUCCGCUUACGCCUGCCCACUACCUGGAAGAUUCACAACGCCUUCCACGUCCAACUUCUGAAGCCCUAUCGGGACCCGAACACGGUUUUCGUUGGACGCCAACCGCCGCCGCCACUGCCCGUCCUCGUCCAGAAUGAACCCGAGUACGAGGUCGAGUCCGUGCUCGCACACCGACGUCGUCGGAAUGGCACCGUGGAGCUUCUCAUCCGUUGGAAGGGUUAUGAUCCUUCUGAGGACAGCUGGGUACCUGAGUCCGACAUGGGUAACGCCCGUCGUCCUCUGCAUGACUACCUUGUCAAGCAGGGCAAGGUAUGGCAUGCAACGAGGCCAACAAGGAAAAGAGAAGGAAUGGCCAACAUGACGGCUCAUACAAGAGCAAAAGAAAGAGAUAACGAGAGAGAGAUAGAGAUAGAGAGAGAGAGAGAGAGAGAGAGAGAGAGAGAGAGAGAGAGAGAGAGAGAGAGAGAGAGAGAGAGAGAGAGAGAGAGAGGGAGAGAGAGAGGAGGGGGGGAGAGAGAAAGAAAGAGAGAGAGAGAGAGAGAGAGAGAGAGAGAGAGAGAGAGAGAGAGAGAGAGAGAGAGAGAGAGAGAGGGAGAUAGAAAGAGAGAGAGAGAGAGAGAGAGUGAGAGAGAGAGAGAGGGAGAGGGAGAGGAGGGGGGGGAGAGAGAGAGAGUGAGAGAGAGAGAGGGGGGGAGAGAGCAAGAGAGAGAGAGAGAGGGAGAGAGAGAAGAGAGAGAGAGAGGGAGAGAGAGAGAGAGAGAGAGAGAGAGAGAGAGAGAGAGAGAGAGAGAGAGAGAGAGAGAGAGAGAGAGAGAGAAAGAGAGAGAGAAAACGGGAUAACACGAGAGCGUACAUGACGGGGGUCAU
Molecule: messenger RNA, 6369 nt
Organism: Closterium sp. NIES-67
Lineage: Eukaryota; Viridiplantae; Streptophyta; Zygnematophyceae; Desmidiales; Closteriaceae
Source: the annotation of a GenBank genome assembly